Messenger RNA from Hippocampus comes (tiger tail seahorse), 2423 nucleotides. Its product is annotated as tripartite motif-containing protein 14. Gene Ontology annotation, molecular function: zinc ion binding; protein binding. NCBI's taxonomy places the organism in Eukaryota, Metazoa, Chordata, Actinopteri, Syngnathiformes, Syngnathidae. Bases 13 to 1662 code for a protein of 549 amino acids. The record is from RefSeq and is a predicted model, not a curated record. The transcript is spliced from 6 exons.
CCAAGUAGAACUAUGGGGACUGUCGAAGAAACUCUGAAGUGUCCUGCCUGCCAGGAUUUUUUCACAGAUCCUGUCAAACUCCCAUGCAGACAUGACUUUUGUCUGACCUGCAUCCAGGCUGUCUGUGAAGACGGUCCUUUUUUCUGCCCAGAGUGUCAGAUCCUGCUACCAUCCAACAUCACCCUGGAGAUAGAUGCAAGCCUACAAAGCAAAGUGAAUGAGUUGAUUAUCAAAUCAUCAACGUCGGCGCUACAGACAGAAACUAAAUCUUCAUCAGUGAUACUCUGCGACCACUGUAUUGAGAUGCCAUCAGAAGCUAUUAGGACCUGCCUGACCUGUGACGCCUCUUUGUGCCAGGCCCACGCAUUGUUGCACCAGCAAAGAUCUGCACUGAGGGAGCACACCGUGGUGGAGGUGACACAGGAUCUGCUGUCUUUAAAAUGCAAGGAGCACCGUGAUGAGCUGAAGUUCUUUUGCUUGGAGGAGAGAGUCCCUGUUUGCUGUUUGUGUGUCCUGGUUGGUGCACACAAGAAUCACAAAGCAGCCCGGUUACAUGAAGCCUGCACAGACUUAAAGAGUGUGUUGGAGAGAACUGUGAAACAACUGCUGCAGAUGAGAUGUGAAGCAGAGAAUGCCAUUAAGGACUUGGAGUUCAUGUAUACGCAAACAGUGAUGUCUGCAGCGGAUUUCAGAGAGAGAAUCUCAGACAAGUACAACAGGAUCCGAGUUGUGCUGGAUGGCGACGAGCGUCUGAUGACACAGAUCAUUGAUGCAGAAGAGGAAUGCAUGAGCGAGUGGCUGGAAGCACAGAGAGGAAUCGUGGAGGCUCGCAUCAAGGAGAUAGACAAACUCAGAGUUUCCAGUAAACUACUCUUACAAGAAACACAUGACCUGAGCUUCAUACAGCAAAUCACCGCUCAGAAUCUGUGUGACCCUCCAAGUUUGGCACCCAUUCAGCAAAUAGACAGAGAACUGUGUGAACCUGACAAGAUGAGAACAGUAGAGAAGCUGGUGGAUGACCUGUCGGUGGCUCUGUCGCAACACUUACCUCGAAUGUGGUCCUAUCUAGGUUGUCCUGCUCUCGACUUGAAAACAGCCCACCCAAAGCUGGAGGUAUCCCAGGAUGGGAGACAAGUGUGCUGGGGAGUGCAACCUGACAGUGGAGCUCCAAUCACUCAGCCAUAUGAUUCCCAAUACAGCGUCUUGGCUCAGAAGAGUUUUACUACUGGCCGACACUACUGGGAAGUCAUCGUACAGGAGAAACCAUAUUGGCUGAUCGGUGUGACUACUGGUCCAGUCACUGGAGAUGUUGGUCUGAGUCUGAGGCCUUCUGGGGUGGGUGUGAAUAAGACUUCCUGGUGCAUCUACCACGGUGAUGGACAGUACAUGGCGUGCCAUGACACCCAGGAGAAGCAACUGCAAGUUGGGAAGAAAGUCAGAAAAUUGGGCAUACUGGCAAAUCUUCCCAAGGGGGAGCUGUCGUUCUACAAUGCAGACACCAUGAGUCUGCUUCACUCUUUCUGCGUGGAGUGCAAAGAGCCAAUUUUCCCAAUGUUUAACCCCUGCAUUGAUGUAAAUGGUCUGAACGGACAGCCCUUGACCAUGUUUUGGAUCAAGGAUCCCUGGGAUUGGAGCGUCAGCACAGAUGGAGGUGACGAGUGAUUUUGUCAUUUGUCAAACUACAGUACAAAAAGGAUGUUGGACGUUAGAUAUUGUUUAGUCUCGUAUAAUAUGAAUAUUAAGUUUGCGUGUUUGAUUUUGGUAUUUGACAUGAUUAGAGAAAGUAACUGACACCACUUUACACUGUAAAUAUUUAAUCCAUUCAUUUCUGGGACAAACUACUGUCACACAGUUCACAGAGUUAAUGACUCAUGCAUUGCUUGUUCUUUUCACCACAUGACCCUCAGCACAGCACAGCACCGAGGUCAUUCGUGCCUUCGGUGUCACAUGUCAGUGUACCUUGCACGGGCGACCUGUAUGAAAAAUCUACCUAAUUAAGCCUCAAUAUAGGUGUGACACUGCAUCUUCAUGUGUCUUUAUAGAUGAUAGAGAAAAUGAGAAAUGGCAUCCUAUUGAGUUGUAAAUUGAGGUCUUGUGUGCCCAUUUGUUCACAUAUAGAUUAAUAAAAUAUAUCUUUUAUGUAUAUGUGUGUGAACACAGCCAAAUUGAACCUUUUGAGUAAAAUUACCUCCAUAAGUCAUUUUUAGUCGAUUAAACCAAACAAGUAAAGCUGUGUCUCGGGCAAUAAUGAAUCCAAGCUAUUAUGUAGGUCAUCAUCAUCAUCAUCAUUAUCAUCAUCAUUAUAAGCUUCACAUCAUUGCCAAAUGUGCAGAACACUUCAAGAUGUCAUCCUUAUAAGUACAUGACUGGGUUAUAUAUAAUUACAUUCACAGUCCAAACUACGACAACUGCAAACACCAAAC